This is a messenger RNA of Microbotryum saponariae, 503 nucleotides long. The record is from the annotation of a GenBank genome assembly. NCBI's taxonomy places the organism in Eukaryota, Fungi, Basidiomycota, Microbotryomycetes, Microbotryales, Microbotryaceae.
AUGGUCGAUGCGAGAGACAACGUCAACGCGUACAAGUCCGAAACGAAGCAGGAGGCAGCUGCGAAAGCGUCCAAAGAGGCGAACAUGGUCAGCUGACGACAUUGAUAGAAGACAUCUUGCAAUCUACCUCGGUUCUUGUCGACUUCUGAAUAUAAGAUUGUCUCUUUCCAUUAGGCGAUCGCAGAGGAUUCGACCGCGUCAAUCACCGAUCGGGCCAGUGCCGCCAUUAGUGCCGUCGGAGACAAGAUACAAGAGUCAACACGUGAGAACAACAAACGAGAACCGAGUUGAAAGGUAGUUGUCCCAUGCUGACCAAUCCACAAAAACCUCAUCCUACCCCAACUGGCAGAUGGUGCGAAAGCAGACGCUCAUCAGGAAGUUGCCGAAGUAAUUUUUUCAAUAGACCAGUGGCGAGACAGCUUAUCAUUCCCGCUUCUCUUCUCUCUUGGAACCACACGUUUCUGAUGAUGAUACCAAUUCCACAGGAACAGAGCAAAAUCUAG